GUACUCUGAAUUCUCAGUGUACCAAGCAUCAUUUGUGAUAUAUUCGUUUUUUUUUCUUAACAAUUCAAAUAAUCUCAGUGGCCUAAGAUAAUUUUCUGGGGUUUUAUUGACCCGUUAAGUACGUAAAGACAAAGAAAGAAAGGAUUUAUGUGAUGAAGAACUGAUAAGAUAGGGAAAUAUAAACUGAUUUGGAAUGACUGAAAGAGAGACAGGCAAAGAAAGAUUUUCAUCGAUGAAAAUGCGUUUGCCCUUAGCUAUGCAAACUAGCUAACUGGGUCUAGGCUCUAAAGACUAUAAUCGCACAAAUCAAGAUGGCAGCCUCCAUCGUCCAGUCCGCAGUUGGCACAAGAGUUAGCUCUGUUCUGAAUAGAGAUGUGAAGCAGUUUGGAAAGAAGUUUCUCUUUGACAACAAUGAAGAAACAUGCUGGAAUUCCGAUCAGGGAACACCACAGUGGGUAUCUCUAGAACUCCAGGAACCUCAUCAAUGUGCAGAGCUCCAUCUUCAAUUCCAGGGAGGGUUUGCCAGUAGGACAUGUACAGUAGAAGGAAGCUUGCCUGGAGAACAACCCAAGAAACUCAUGGACAUCUACCCUCAGGAUGAUAAUACAUUACAAAUCUUCAAGUUUCCUGCAGGAUGUUCAGCAAGCAGCUUGAAGAUCAUCUUUGCAGAGAGUACUGAUUUCUUUGGCAGGAUCACCCUCUAUAAGUUAGACAUCUUGGGCACCCCAUCAUGACCAUGGUAACCCCAGGAGUAGUGGGAAGGAAAAAUGCCAGGCAAUGGCUGUAUUCUGAGAAGAAAGCAGCAGCUCAUUGAAGAUCCUUACACUUUUUUGAGAAGAUGGGAGAAAAAGAAUAAUGAAAAGGCACUAGGUGACGUCAUAGAUUGGUACAAGAUACCAUUGAUUUAACAUUUUUUUAGUAAAAAGAAAGACAUUUUCAGAUUCAACAUUAUUUUGAAUCUUAACCCUAAAUAGACUGGGCUAUUUUGACACCUAAGAGGGGGGGGAGCUGAUUCAGCCCCCCUUAUGAUCUUGGCCAUCGAUGAAAUUCUAUGAAAAAUCUCAACGCUAAUUAAUUAUGCUAAUUUAUGCAUAAAAUCAAAAGUUUAUAGUAAAGUAAUUAACUAAAUAAUACCGAAAUAAUGCUUCUUUUGGGUUCACAGACUCUAUUAGAAUCUGAUCAAAUGUGGAUUAAAAAAAGUUAACAUCACAUUUAUUUUCUUAUCUAUUUUAUUUUUUUCUAAAUGUUUUUAUUUUUUUUGUUUUUGUUUUUUUUUUGUUUGUCUGAUUGAAACUGUUGGGGACUUUGUUUUGACCAUAAACAAGAUGGAAAUUAAUUUAUUUUAAUCAGUAAAAGGAAAAAUAAUGAUAUGUUUAUGAAUUUUGGCUAAAAACAUUAUUUGCAUGGAUUUGUACAUGAAUUCACGGUUUUGAGCAAUUCUGGGUCUGCAUGUACUUACGAAAUGUUGCGUGAUUUGGUAACCGUGUGUACCCAGGGGUCACAAUUUUGGUCUUAAAAAUUGCGCGAGACUUAACAGUAAAAAGUCAUCUAGUGACA
Molecule: messenger RNA, 1557 nt
Organism: Lytechinus variegatus (green sea urchin)
Lineage: Eukaryota; Metazoa; Echinodermata; Echinoidea; Temnopleuroida; Toxopneustidae
Gene: nr2c2ap
Product: nuclear receptor 2C2-associated protein-like
Exons: 4
Coding region: 312-734 (140 amino acids)
Source: RefSeq, a predicted model, not a curated record